AUUGUAACUAGGUAAUGUAAUGAAUUACGGUGGUGUACCUAAUGUUUCAUAUAAACGAUUGAUUGAUUGAGGUUGUCACGCUGCUAGUUUAAAUAAAUAUAUUUUUUCAACCAAAAUCCUUGUCUUUAAUCGUUAUCUUAAUUGGCGCUGAGGACAGGAUACCCGUCGUUUUCCUGACACGUUCAGAGGCCGAUAAAAUCUCGCGACCGUACUGUGCCGGACUACGUACGUUUCUACGUUUCAACGGGUAGCCAAACAAAUAAAUUUAUUAAAAAAACACCAAGAGGACCUGCCGCAGAAGAAACCAGUCAACCUAGCUGUUUCAGGAAGCUGUCCAUCUCCAGCCGACCGGAAACAAUCCUGAGUAUUCUAGACCAGCUGUAAGGUGUGGUGAAAGCAGCUGGAAGGAAUAAUGUAUCCGUCAAGAGGAGUGAACGACUCCGUGCACUGGUUCAUAAACGAGCUUACGUCCAGGGUGGUCGCGGAGUCGGGGACACACUCCGACAUACAUCAUCUCGGGAAAAUCCUGCUGCGGAGCCUGAAGGAUUAUCCGGAUUUCGUUUUACAGAUAGACGGGGCGACGGGUGAAUCUGAAACCAAUGGAUCAGUCCUCGAGAGGACAGUACGCUGCGCCAUCGCCCUCAAGAGCCUGGGUCUCCAGCGCGGUGACGUCAUCACCCUCAUGGCUCCGAACAACAUCGACCUGGCCAUACCGUUCUACGCGGCGCUCUACCUGGGAGUCACUGUGUCUCCUAUUGACAGGACUUUGGGUGUUGAUGAACUCCAACGAACUUUCGAAGUGACGAGACCAAAGGUGGUAUUUUGCCAAAGCGACCGGGCCCCAGAUGUGCAGCUAGCUCUGAACAGAAUCGAGUCGGCCUUCAUAGUCACCUUUGAUACAGGCUACCGGCUUAGUUUCCCUGAAUUCUUAGGGAAAUAUGGGGACAAAAGCCCUUUCGACGAAUUCCAGCCAACAGAUUUCGACCCAGAAGACACUAUUGCCCUCCUAUUAGCCACCAGCGGAUCUACUGGACUGCCAAAAAGUGCUGCUGCCACUCAUAAGAAUUUAGCAAUCACAGCACCAUACGAUUGGAUCCGACACACAAAGUUCCCGAACCCUACCAAGAUGAUAUUCAUCAUAUCACCCCUACAAUGGCUCACUGCGAUAGCAAUGUUUCUGACAUCUCCCAUCAUGCGAAUUACCAGGCUGCAAUCAUCGCAGACUUUAACGCAGAAACACACUUAUGAGCUUAUCAACAAAUACAAGCCAACCUUCAAGAUAGUCAGUCCGACGUUUCUGACCACUCUUCUAACACCGGAGGGGCGUGAGGAGUGCGACUUCAGCUGUUUCGAAACAAUCGUUAUCGGAGGCAGCGCCGUUACAGCUGAUCUGAUACAGGAGGUUAAGAAAAUAGCGCCGCGUACAGAGGUACUGAACGGAUACGGCAUGAGUGAAGUCACAUCAUUGGUGUUCAUAAAUGAAGGUUUGAACCCCGGCUCUGCCACCGUUGGGAAACCUAUGGGCUGUUUGCAGUACAGGUUGAUAGAUGUGGAGACUCAAGAGGACAUCUGCGAACCAUACAAGAACGGGGAGCUGUGGGUCAAAGGCCCUGGUAUAAUAAGGGAAUACUACAGAAACCCUGAAGCGACAGCAGAGGCGUUCGCCGAAGACCGUUGGUUCAAAACCGGCGACAUGUUCUACAGAGAUGAAAAUUAUAACUUUUACUAUGUGGAGCGAAUUAAACUACUGCUGAAGUAUAUGAAUCAUCAAAUCUCCCCAGUAGAACUGGAGAGAGCAAUCCGCCGGCACCCAGGAGUUCUAGACGUAGCCGUGACCGGUAUACCGGACCAGCGCGGGGAUUUACCGGUCGCUUGCGUGGUGCGGCGGCCAGGGCAUGACGUCAGUGCCGAGGAGAUCCAACAGUUGGUCAAAGAAAAUUUGGCAGAAACAAAACAACUAAGGGGAGGCGUAAUAUUCCUGGACGCAAUACCACAAACGGCAUCCACGAAGAUCCAUCGGAGAAAACUCAAGGAGAUUGCUAUACAAAUGUUAACAAAUUAAGGAUAGAUAAGAAUUACUCCGUUUUCGAGUCACCAUUGUGGCGUCAAUGAAUCUAUAGAGUAAUAUACAUUUAGUCGAGAAAAAAUGUGUUAAUAUUAACCUUUUAAACGCCAAUGGCCGAUAUAUACGCACCGUAGGUUCAACGCCAAAGACCGAUUAAUCGGUCAUAGACCACAGAGCAACAUAGACCUACAUGCAUAUGCGUAAAGUUCAAUUUCAGUUUUGACACUUCGGUGACGCGUCGACGGCGUCUGGAUGGCAGCUUUUGUGUUUGACACACAUAAUUCAAAUGCAAAAGUAUCAUGAAAUAAAUUUAUUUCUCAAACAUCGAAAAUAGAAUCAAACUAACACAUAUAUUCUGUUU
Molecule: messenger RNA, 2426 nt
Organism: Cydia strobilella
Lineage: Eukaryota; Metazoa; Arthropoda; Insecta; Lepidoptera; Tortricidae
Product: luciferin 4-monooxygenase-like
Exons: 11
Coding region: 413-2062 (549 amino acids)
Biological process (GO): long-chain fatty acid metabolic process; fatty-acyl-CoA biosynthetic process
Molecular function (GO): long-chain fatty acid-CoA ligase activity
Source: RefSeq, a predicted model, not a curated record